Cetraspora pellucida is the source of this 1746-nucleotide messenger RNA. NCBI's taxonomy places the organism in Eukaryota, Fungi, Glomeromycota, Glomeromycetes, Diversisporales, Gigasporaceae. The record is from the annotation of a GenBank genome assembly.
AUGAAUUUGAUGUCUAUUGCAAAAACGCUGAUGAAAAAAUGGUUUCUUCUAUCCCCUGCCUAUUUCAUCGUUUUCAUUUUAUCUUGGUUUGGUCUUGGUGCCACGCCAAUUCCGAUUGCACCCUUUUUUAAUCUUCCAUUAAUCUUAAUUCUUGUUCGAACCAAACAUUCAGAAGUAAAUGUUUUCCCCCUAUUUUUUACUAUUGCAAUUGGUGCAGGACUUUCAUACCACGAACCCAAAUCACCAUUCGGAAAUUAUUAUGACGAUUUCAAAAUUCUGGCAGCAGUUGGCUGCAUCAUUUCAACUUGUACAUUAGUUCCUAUGGUAAUAUCUAAUAUUUUAUUAACUCGAACCAAAAUAACAGAAUACACCGACCACAUCUGGAUCAUCUUUCCGCUGCUCUGGACAACAACGUGGUCUUUAAUUCGCAGAUAUUCUCCAUUAGGUUCAUGGGGUGACUGGGCCUAUGCUAUAUAUAAUGUAGGAUAUACUGGUGAUCCAAUGAUGCAAAUGACCAGCAUUGGUGGUCUCAGCAUUAUUAAUCUGUUUCUUUCUUUUUACGCUCAAUUUGUGGCGGAUUAUAUGAUAUACACUCAUAAAAUUAAAAGAAUGGAUACUCAACAGAAUAAUGAAGCUUUACCAUAUACAGAAGAAACUCCUUUAUUAGAUGGGUACAAUAAUAGUUCGACAAAUAAUCGAGUUAAAAAGCUAUCAGAACAAAACUGGUAUUUUAUGAUUGCAUUAGGUAUUCUGUUCCUAGCUUUGUUUGUUAAUGGUUCGUAUAGGCUUCAAUACAUAGAAGAUAACAGUGAGCCAUUGAAGACUAUAACAAUUGGUUGCGUUUUACCUACAAAUGAUAUUUCAAUAGAAGAUUUACUUAAAAGUUCCGAUACUCUUGCAAAUAAUCAUAAUAGCAAAAUUGUGCUUUGGUCAGAAUCAGCAAUUAGCAUCCGGACCCCAAAAGAGUUUGAUGAUAUGAUUAGUAAAGCAAAGAACCUAACAGCAAAAAAACAUUUUUUCCUCGGCAUAACUUAUACGAUUCGAGAUGAUGUAAACAGCCACCAGAAAAAAAAUAUGUUAACAUUAAUUGGUCCGGAAGGUGAUAUAAUAUUUAAUUACCAGAAAGUUCACCCUGUCCCACUUGUAGAAUCUUACUACAUUAACGGUGGACAAAAUGAUCCACCUAUCAAAAACAUCACGUUCCCAAAAACUAAACGUGAUGAUACUGCGAGCAUGAUCGUGAGUGGGGCGAUCUGCCUAGAUAUGGACUUUCCAGAACUACUUGGAAAAGCUGCAGAAGCAUAUUUGGUACUUUCACCAGCGCAAACAUGGUCUGCGCAUAUUGGUCUUCAACAUUUGAAAAUGGCAUCUGUUCGGGCAAUUGAAAACGGAUACUGGAUUUUAAGAUGUGAUGGGAGUGGUGCUUCGGGGCUCGUUGAUCCCCUAGGCCGUAUUCGACAUCUAGAAAUAUCAACGAAUACGAAGAAUACACAACUAUUUAGUUGGGAUAUUCCACUUGAAGAACCUAAAAUUGAAACUGUCUAUUCAAAAUGGGGUGAAUAUUCAGUGUGGGGAACUAUAGUUUUACUUUCGGUUUUGAGGGUAGGCUGGAUAGCCUCAUGGUUUGCGUUCCCCGAUAAUAUGGAUAAUAUGUGGGAUGCUGGCGUUAAGAUAAUUAAAGAUGGACAACAGUGGGUCCAACAAAAAUAUGAUGAAGUAUUUGACGAUCGUCGCAAUAUUCAAUAA